Molecule: messenger RNA, 534 nt
Organism: Rotaria sp. Silwood1
Lineage: Eukaryota; Metazoa; Rotifera; Eurotatoria; Philodinida; Philodinidae
Source: the annotation of a GenBank genome assembly
AUGCUUGAGAAAAUUCAAAUUAAUUCAACUGUACUAAAAUACAUCACUCGAUCACAUGUAUCCUCAUUACGAACACGUCAACUAACCUUUAAUGCAUUUAUUUUACCAUAUUUUCAACUGAUAUAUGCAACCUGGCCCUUACUUUCCAAUGGAACUAUUGCCAAAAUUGAAGCCAAAAAUCGUCAAAUCUAUAGAUUGAUCCACAAUUGGUGGGAUGCUCGUAACGAUGAAGUACAAUGGUUGCCUGCUUUUCAAACUGCUACAUCACGUGCUCAACGUUUCUUACGCCACUUCAUUGAUAAAGCACAAACAAUAUCACCUGAACUUUUCGAAUUUUAUAUUCUCUCAAAGGCGAUGCCGAUGUAUCUACAAAUGCACUUCGAAGAAACUCAAUUUAUUGACGCUCUACCUCGUGGUAGACCUAAUAGUUACAUUCGUAAUUGGAUUAACUGGAACAAUCAUGCACAUCUUCAUAAGUGUUACUUGGAUCAUUUAUCUGCCUUUUUAUCAGCAUCCACUAUUGCACAAAACUAA